AACGAUCACAUUAAAGACGUCAAAGUUGAAGAUUUUGAUUGGAUGUAUCAAACAAACGUCCUUGGGCCAUUGCUCAUGGUCCAAGCCGUAGAGAAAUAUCUACCCAAUGAUAGAAGUGGUAGAAUUGUAAACCUCUCUUCAAUAUCCUCGUCAGAAGAGUUCCAUGGCCAGACGGUGUACGGUGGGACAAAGGCUGCCGUUGAAUCUAUGACACGGACUUGCGCUCGUGAGCUUUGCGAGCGCUGCACAGUUAAUUCUAUUAAUCCAGGCCCUGUUUUAACAGACACGUGGACCGGAAUGCCUCCGAGUCACAGAAACGGACUGAAAGAUUGGAUGGCCCAUUCGCCGCUGGCAGCAGCGAGAAAGGGAAUUGACAGCGAGGAAUUGAUCGAGCAAGCAAUAGAUGCAGGUGGCAGACCAGGAUAUCCGUCCGAAAUUGCUGGUAUCGUUGGUAUGCUCUGUUCAGAAGAAAGUGGUUGGUGUACUGGCCAAAGUGUUUGUGCAAAUGGAGGGAUGCGUAUGGCAAUAUGA
Verruconis gallopava is the source of this 531-nucleotide messenger RNA. RefSeq lists its product as uncharacterized. The annotation marks the transcript as partial. The transcript has a single exon. NCBI's taxonomy places the organism in Eukaryota, Fungi, Ascomycota, Dothideomycetes, Venturiales, Sympoventuriaceae. The record is from RefSeq and is a predicted model, not a curated record. Gene Ontology annotation, molecular function: oxidoreductase activity, acting on the CH-OH group of donors, NAD or NADP as acceptor.